AGGCAAAACUACUCGUUGACUAAUAUUCGCUACUCAACCAGAAGCUGCAGUUUUACAAUAUUGCUAGUACAAUUAAUGUGAUUGACUGACGUCAUUAACAACGACCGUCUCCUUUUGGUUGGCGGGAAUUAUGUUCAUGUCAAGAUUUUUUGGUGCGUUAGCUAGCGGUCAUAGAAAACUUGGCGGUGACAACACUGGAAAAAAUCCAUUAGUGCAACUAACGUGGACAUUGAAAAAAAUGACUGACGAAGUAUACGAGGACCCGUCUGUGUACGGAAAUCUUCUCCAGCAGACAGCGAACCACACAGAAGCACCCGCCGACCCAAGAAAUGUCGACAGUCCGCUGGCUUCCCCCAGAUGUGGACAGAAAUACUGCGCGGGGCAGGCCCCCCUAGAGUCCUCCUCCCCCUCUUACUGUAACAUCAGCAGAACGCAUGACAAGUUUGAACUAAUUGAGCAGCAGCUUCAGAACCUUCUGAAUAAGGCCGAUGAGUUCCAGGCACACCUUGUGUACAGGCAUGACCAUCUGCUGAAAGAGGGCCUGGAGAUGGUGGUCCCUACGUUUCUGCGUUCGUGCCAGCCUUACUUUACCUACCUGGAGUCCACAGCGCGCAGCUCCAUGCCACAGCGGGCACCACUGCCCGCUUACAUCCGCACCCGGCUGUUGGACUUCUCUCAGCAGCUGAGCAGCCGUCUGGAACAGCUCGUGUUGAUGUACGCCUCCUUCAAUUUCCUGUCCCUGGAGGAAACGGACCCCCUGAGCGUCUCCCACUUCUACGUGGGCCAGUGCCAGAUGGACCGCACCACGGUGUCGGCGUUCCGGUACUGCCGCCCCGCCCCUUUCGGGCCGCGCUCGGGCCGCAGCCUCUACAAACGCAUGCGCUGGAACGUGGAGAGACAGAGAGAGCGGCCGGGAGGAGAGAGAGAGAGAGACCCGGAGGAGAGGGCAGAGCGAGGGGGAGGAGAGGGCAGCACCGAGUAUUAUUUCCUGUGCUACGAGGACGUGCCGGAGCAGGAGAGCGAGGGGGAGGCUGAGAGAGAGGGCGAGCGAGGCCCGGGGACACAGUGCUGUGCGAGCAGGUCCUGGUCCAUUGGACAGUGGAUCCAGACAGAUCCCGACCCCGAGGAGGAGGACAUUUACGACUGGGUGCUGUGCUCUGCGCCGUUGGGACAGUAUAAACUUCUGCUCUGCCUGGGUAAGGAGGAACCCUCAGUCUGCCAUGCCACAGACUGCCUGCUGGGGGCGCUGUUGCUACAGGAGGGCCAAGGGAAUGGUGCAGUGACCACAUGAAGAGACUCACUGGAGAACACGCACAUGCACACACACACGCACAC
Molecule: messenger RNA, 1335 nt
Organism: Anguilla anguilla (European eel)
Lineage: Eukaryota; Metazoa; Chordata; Actinopteri; Anguilliformes; Anguillidae
Gene: c2h19orf67
Product: chromosome 2 C19orf67 homolog
Exons: 8
Coding region: 131-1291 (386 amino acids)
Source: RefSeq, a predicted model, not a curated record